GUUCCACCAAAAGUUCUCUAGUCACUUUGUUUCAAAGGCUGUAGGCCAAGUGAAUAAUGUCAUAGGUGAUUAUGUAAGAACUGGCUUGAAGAGUGAAAAAACAGAGGACAAACUCAGGGCUGGACAAAACAACAGAUACAUCUCACACAUGUCAGUAGACAUGAAUUCUAAACGUAAACAGGACAGAGAGUCUGGUAAACGCUCAGAGUCUCAUGCUGAAAAGAUCAAGGACUCCUCGGCAGCCACUACUAUUCUUGAUAUCAGAGUCCUAUCAGAAACCACUGGCACUAAGGUUGUCAUCCUAACACAAGACAGCCAUGGCAAGCUUACCAAAAUGCAGGAGCUGAGCCCGAGCACCAAAUCUGCCAGUCAAACGGUGACACUGAUUUACACACCAAAAGGUUCACAACACCCAGACGGCCAUUAUGAUGUGUCAAUCAAUAACAAGACUGUGAAAGUAACCACCAAAGAAAAGAGCAGCCUGUUUCACGCUUUGGCACAAGGCUUGAAACCAAAGGCCACAAAAGAAGAGAUUGCCUUGGAAGCAGGCCGUCUCCGAUCUUUGGAGGCCGACACCCUAGUGAAGCACUCAGAUCAAUGGGAGCCUUUCCUCAAGUACAAAGAGAGGACGGAUGAAAUCAGAGGAGGAGACUGGUAUAUGGCAAAGGAAGCUGGACUAAAAGAGACAGUAAAAGAAAACAAAAAGGUGAUCAAGGAUGGAAAAGUGAAAAAGUACAACGACUGGGUAAAAAAUGUAAACAGCAAGCCAAGCACUGGACAGUUCAUCAAAGCAGCUCACCAACCACCAGUGAGUAGUAUAUCGCAAGCUGGGAAAUUGAAUCAGAAUAGCAAGUUAACCAAAGCCAUGCUUGAAGUGGUAACAAAGUCAACUGCUGAUGUGGAAAAUGACAAAGGCCUUGGACUUCCAACUAUUUAUGUACCAACAGAAAUACAACGUGAGUUUCCCAGUACAACAACAAAACAAUUCAGGGAAUUAUUGGCUCGCACAAUCAGCCAGGAUAAUGUUGUGAGUGCCCUAAAACUGACCAUUCUAGGUGCAAUGCCCAGAUUCAAGUUCAAUAGUGCCAAGAACUACAGAGACUUUCGGAACAACCGAGUGAGUAAAACCAGGCUUGCCAUUUUCGAAAAAAACUUUGAGCAACACUCUAAAGAUUUGGUCAACAAAUGGUUCAACCAUCUUCAAGACAAGGGUGUCAUGACAAAGGCUGAUCUUGACACCCUUACUGCAUGGAUCAACAAAAAGGGCUAUGAGAAUCCAACCGACCCACACAGGAAGCAAGUCUCCAACCUCCUCUAAUGCAAAGUGGGAUAUUGACACCUGACAAUAUGGUGCUCAAAGAAGUCAGGAAAACUACAGAGGUCUACAUACUUGUCAUGACGUUCGUGUAGACACCUGUCGGUAUUCAUUUUAAGAAUUGUUUUAUGGGGAUUUGGUAAAUUUAUACUGUUUGGGAUUUAAAGAUAUAUCUUAUCAUACAUUGGAAUUUAGUAUUCAAAUAAAAAUAGAAGAGUUGCAACUUGCUACAUAACCCAAAGAUUACAGCAAGCAUAUGUUAUCCUAUGUAUUUCACAUGUGUUUUAGAAAACCUGUUUUAAAGUAAGUCUGAAAAAGUGAAUUCCAUGGUAAAAUAUUUUGUCUGCCAUUGGUUAUUCAGAUCUCUACAACAAUCAUACAUGCCAUCAAGAAAUCUAAAUUUGUAAUCAGAGAAAUCCUAAAUGCUGUUCUGCGAUGGGAUAAGUGUAUUUCAGGCUAAGUUGUGUUUAUUGUUGCUUAUGUCACAUUUAAAAUGGGAUUUUCUAGCCUUUUAACUUUGAUUGUAUUAACUUUAAAAUUGAAACACAAGAGAUACUCUGAUGCUUUCUGUAGUAACCACAUGAUUGAUACACAAUGUUGUUAAACUAAAGAGCAUUAAUCUAUUCCAAUGUGAUCCUCAACUAUAAAUUAAUUUUUUCUCUUUAUUUUACUUCAUUUUAUUUGAAUGUGUUUAUUUUGGGGUUUGGGUGAAGGUGUGGUGUGGGUGUGGUUGUUGAACUGUCAGUAUGUGUUUUUCAGACAUAUGGUAUAUAUACACUGUCUGACAUUUAUCAUACCUCGAUAUAAUCUUCAGCUGUUUUACACAAUGAAGAAUUUGUUGAUGUUCAUUAUGGUUUUCAAAACUUAAUAACAAAGUUUGUGAAAUUGUAAUACUAGAAGACUCAAUGUCAGUCAUGAUCCCAUAAACUCUGAUCCACUGGACUGACUAGUUUAACUCUCUACAAUGUCACUUAAACUAAUUUCUGAUCUUCCUGUGCACGUAUAUUUGAGAUUUAUAGGGUACUGUAUACCUGACAUUCUAAUCCCAACCCUUAAUCUGCACUGUCUAUUCCUUUAUAGGAUGUUCAGUCGUACAUUCUUUGGCUUAUCGGGGGCUGUGUGAAAAUCUAAAAAUAAAUAAAAUUAUCCACAACAUAA
Messenger RNA from Platichthys flesus (European flounder), 2473 nucleotides. RefSeq lists its product as uncharacterized. The coding region runs from base 149 to 1318 and encodes 389 amino acids. The transcript has 2 exons. The record is from RefSeq and is a predicted model, not a curated record. NCBI's taxonomy places the organism in Eukaryota, Metazoa, Chordata, Actinopteri, Pleuronectiformes, Pleuronectidae.